This is a messenger RNA of Leptosia nina, 1821 nucleotides long. The record is from the annotation of a GenBank genome assembly. Lineage: Eukaryota; Metazoa; Arthropoda; Insecta; Lepidoptera; Pieridae.
AUGGUGAGACAGUGGAUAGCGCUAGUGGUUUUUGUCCAUUUAGCGAGUGGCAACAAUGACAUCUCUGUGAAGGAUCUCACGCCGUCAGUCUACGAACCCUCAUGGACAUACAAAUGCGUCCCAGACGAGGGCUGUCAGCGGUCGCAGUCACCAGAACCAACAGCAAACUACACAGGCACGGUUUACGAGAGUCUAGAUCUCUGUCGGACUGUGUGCGGGCGAUUCGGAGGGAUCUGGCCACGACCCGUCACUGCAGCUCUUAGUUCGCAGACUGUGAGGAUCCAUCCGAAUUAUUUAAGGUUCGAUCUCAUAGACGCUCCGGUUGAAACUCGUGAAAUCCUGGCUAAGAUGACCCAAGUGGCAACUUCUAACUUGAUGGAUGAGUGCAACGGAAACGUCACUGAUAUAGUGGAAACGCCAGUGAUCGUCUUCAUCACCAUCAAGACACCAAACCUCGAACAGACAUGGAGUACAGACGAAUCGUACAUGUUGGACGUUCAAAACAAAGAAGUGAACGUAGCGGUUCAUAUAGUUGCUGAAACAGUCUAUGGUGCAAGACACGCUCUCGAAACAUUCACACAACUGGUGACAGCUGAUAAACCUGACUACACAGACCAAUAUAGAUGCGGUCUAAGAUUGAUCUCAGGAGCUAAGAUAAGGGACAAACCUGUUUAUCCUCACAGAGGGUUCCUUUUGGAUACUUCAAGGAACUUUAUACCGCUUGAGGAUAUAAAGCGAAUGCUGGAUGGAAUGGCUGCGACGAAGAUGAACGUGUUUCACUGGCACGUUACUGAUACUCACAGCUUUCCGUUGGAGUCUGUAAGGGUGCCGCAAUUUACCAGAUACGGCGCCUACUCCGCUUACGAAAUAUAUACGACGGAAGAAGUCCGCGAGCUGAUCAACUACGCCCGUGUUCGUGGAAUUAGAGUUGUGAUCGAAAUUGAUUCGCCGGCGCACGCUGGGAACGGCUGGCAAUGGGGGAAGGAGUAUGGCUUUGGAGAUCUAGCAGUUUGCACGAAUGAAAAGCAGUGGCGAUCGUUCUGCAUUCAGCCACCGUGUGGUCAACUGAAUCCUGCGAACCCGAAUAUGUACAAAGUUCUGCGAGAUCUAUACAAGGAUAUCGCUGAAAUGCUGAGUCAGCCAGCUCUCUUCCAUAUGGGAGGGGACGAGGUCUUCGUCGAAUGUUGGAACUCGACGCAAGACAUAACAACCUACAUGGAAAGCAAGGGUUACGAGAGGAACACAGAGGGUUUCAUAAAGCUGUGGGCUGAAUUCCAUUCAACAGCAUUACAAAUUUGGGACGAGGAACUGACAGCGAUGGGUCAGUCAGAGCAGCCGGUGAUGCUGUGGUCAUCUGAAUUGACACAAGCGCAUCGGAUAUCGAAGUACUUGAAUAAGGACAGAUACGUAAUAGAAGUAUGGGAACCUGUAUCCAGUCCCUUGCUAUCACAACUCCUGCGCCUCGGAUUCAGAACGGUAUCAGUGCCUAAGGACAUUUGGUACUUAGACCACGGUUUCUGGGGCAUAACUAAAUACUCCAAUUGGAGGCGAAUGUACUCUCAUGUGUUGCCAGUUGAGGCCAAUAUGCUGGGAGGGGAGGUUGCGAUGUGGAGUGAAUACGUUGACUCUCAGGCUUUGGAUACACGAGUCUGGCCACGCGCAGCCGCUGUAGCUGAGAGGCUCUGGUCCAAUCCUAGCUCCAGCGCCAACAUUGCGGAGCCAAGGCUUCAAAGGUUAAGAUCCAGGUUGGCCGCAAGAGGAAUACCUUCGGAUGUUCUCUCACCAGGCUGGUGUGCGCAGCAUGAUUCUCGGUGUUUAUAG